AGCUUGGGCCACUACAUUAUUAGAACAAUCAAACAUGUCUAGCAAAAAGGAGAAGAAACACUCGAAAAGAAGAAGGAAGCUGUCUUGUAAGAGAAGGAAAUCUGAAAAAGAGCAGUCAAAUGAAAAGUGCCAAGUGUUCACGGUAGAAGUCCCAUCGCCAAAUUCCGGCAGAAGUACUCACUCCACCACAGAUCCUGCAACGCGGGAAACUAUUGAGACAGCCAUAGAAGAAAUCAAGCGAGACAGAGAAGAGAUUGCAGCAGAGAAGCGAAAGAUUUGGCAAUUUUGGCAUAACACCAAUGUCCAUCCAAUGUCUCGAUUUGUGCUAUCUAUGCCACCGACACAUUGGUCAUAUCUAUCGAUCAUUGUCUGCUGCUGUGUGAAAAUAGUCUUUUGUUUGUGCAUACUUAGCAAGCUCUUGCAUACUUACGAUGCACCGCUGAUAUAUAUGAUGUGUUUUAUGAUCAUAAAUGCUGGGUCAACAUUCGUAACGAUUGAAUUGCUUCUAAAACGUAAACAAAGAAUGGUGCUCAUUUGUGCGUUAGUCGAUGCACUGGUAAUAGUUAUCAUGAUAAUUCUGUUGGCUUUGAUAAGUGAUAAAGAAGACGAAGGAAAUAUACCCGUGGAGAGAGUAGCUGCGACAACAGUUGUCAUAGCGUUUCUUGAGCUGUUGUGCCUUCUACAUCACUUUCAUGUGUACAAGUCGCAAGUCGCGCAAGACAUAGAAGGCGUUGAAUUGCCAUGCACUUGCGGUAUUGAGCGACCCGCCUCGCAUCACAGCAGAAGCUCCAAAAGAAAAUCACGAAGCAAGACUAGAAGUAGCUCAAAAAGAAAAAGUCGACGAAGAAGACGGCACACAAGCCGACGAGUUAGACGGAAAGGUACCCGCCGUUCACUGAGCGACCGUUCUUCUUCGUAUGGUCGGCACCGAACUAGGCAAAUCCCAAUCAAAACUUCAUCGACUCAUAGCGAUCGUCAUUCUUGCUCACACGGUCCGCACCGAGCGAGACAAAUCCCGAUAAAGAUUGUUUCUCAUACGAGCAUCAAUGAGCACGAGUCACAGCCACGAGCUUAUACGAGGUGUGAGUAUUCAUCUACGAACUCUUCGCUUCCCAUGCGUUAUGUUAGGGAUCCGUACACGGGUGAAAUUCGCAGACUCUCGCAUACUUCUUUGUGAUAAACUACUAGUAUUCUAUCAAUCCUUUGUGAUAUCAAAGUGUUCUUCGUUCAUUUCUCUACUGCGGAAACCUGUGAAUCAUUCUGAUAUUGUAGCAUUAAUA
Cylicocyclus nassatus is the source of this 1280-nucleotide messenger RNA. The record is from the annotation of a GenBank genome assembly. NCBI's taxonomy places the organism in Eukaryota, Metazoa, Nematoda, Chromadorea, Rhabditida, Strongylidae.